Molecule: messenger RNA, 249 nt
Organism: Cryphonectria parasitica EP155
Lineage: Eukaryota; Fungi; Ascomycota; Sordariomycetes; Diaporthales; Cryphonectriaceae
Product: heterokaryon incompatibility
Exons: 1
Source: RefSeq, a predicted model, not a curated record
UUCGAGGCAAUCUCAUAUGUCUGGGGCACAGAUCUCCAGGAUCAAUGCAUCCUGGUCAACAACAAUUUCUUGACUAUCACCCGCAAUCUGAGGGGCGCCCUUGAGCAAGUUCGCCUGCCAGACAGGCCUCGUGUCUUAUGGGCUGAUUCGAUCUGCAUCGAUCAGCAGAACAAGAGAGAAAAGGGCCAUCAAGUUGGGCUUAUGGCGCGGAUCUACUCGUUGUCCAUCUGUACCCUGAUCUGUCUGGGU